Monoraphidium neglectum is the source of this 3816-nucleotide messenger RNA. RefSeq names its product Serine/threonine-protein kinase plk-3. Lineage: Eukaryota; Viridiplantae; Chlorophyta; Chlorophyceae; Sphaeropleales; Selenastraceae. Gene Ontology annotation, molecular function: protein binding; ATP binding; protein kinase activity. The record is from RefSeq and is a predicted model, not a curated record. The coding region runs from base 1 to 3816 and encodes 1271 amino acids. The transcript has 7 exons. Gene Ontology annotation, biological process: protein phosphorylation.
AUGGACGGCCUGGGAUCCUGUGGCGCCGUGGUGGCUGUGAGCAAGGAGCAGCAUGGGAGCCAAGCCGGCGCACGAAGGGUGCGGCGGGAGCUGGAGCUGCACGCAGGGUUGCGGCACCGUCACAUCGUGCAGCUGCUGGCCGUGGCUGAGGACGAUGCAAACACUUACCUAGUGCUGGAGCGCUGCAGCGGUGCGACUGUGGCGGACGCCGUCAAGCACCUGGGCCCCCUGAGCGAGGCCCAGGCGGGGUGCGUCAUGCUGCAGGCGCUGGACGCCGUCGACCACCUGCAUGCGCACGGCGUCGUGCACCGCGACCUGAAGCUGGCAAACCUGUUCCUUGACGCCCGUGGCGCUGUGAAGCUUGGGGACUUUGGGGCGUCGACACGAAUCAAGCCGGACAGAGCCUCCGGGGGCUGGCAGCAGCGACGGCCGCAGCGGAGGCAGCGUGGCCUGUUGCUGUGCGGCACGCCAAACUACAUGCCUGCUGAAAUGCUGGGAGCUGAUUACGACGCAGCGGCGGCAGCCGGCGGCAGCGAUGCUGCGGGAGCUUCAAGCGGGUUGGUUGCUGCAGACAUAUGGGCGCUGGGCUGCAGCUUGUUUGCCAUGCUGGUUGGCCGCCCGCCCUUUGAGGCACCAGAUGUGCAGGGCACCUACAGCCGCAUACGCGCCAUGGACUGGUGCUUCCCCGACAGCGCGGCGAUCAGCCCGGAGGCGCGCGACCUCGUGGCUCGGAUGCUUGCGCGCGACCCAGCACAGCGCGCCACACUGCGCGAGGUGCAGCAGCACGCGUUCUUUGCGGGCCUGCACAGUAGUGCACGCAGCAGCGGCCGCGGUCAGCCAGGUGCAGAUGCGGCAGCAGUCGCGGACAGUGGGGAUGCUGCGCGCGAGGUGUCGUCGGAUGUCGGAGGCCCGAGCGCUGCCAAGGCAUGGCUGCAGGCCAACACUGGCGGCAAUCAGCAGCAGCUGCAGGCCGUGCAGGAGGAGCCCUGCGAUGUGCUGCCCUCACCGCAAGGGGACACCAAGCAGCAGCAGCAGCAGCAGCAGCAGCAGCAGCAGCAGCAGCAGGAGAGUCAGCGGCGAGAUGAGAUCAACGCCAUCCUGGCUCUCAUGUCCGCCGCCCCCAGCAUUGGCACCCAGGGGCCGUCCGACUUCAUCACUGCUGGCGUCACCGCCGCCGGCCCUGGGCCGCUUGGCCCCCUGGCUGACGCCGCCGCCGUGCUCAACGACAGCCCUGACAGCGGCGGCAGCGCCAGCAGCGCCAGCAGUGGCCAGGCGGGACGCCGUGUGGUAGCGCGGGACAUCUGGGCGGGCGCGGCUAUUGCAGGGGACCCCGGCGCGGACGCGUCGGCGGCGUCGUUUCAUGGCUGGAGCAGCUUGGCUGCCCCGCCGCACUCUGGUCACGUUGCAGUGGCAGAGCGCGGGCCAGGCAGCGCUGGGCGCUGCACGCCGUUGCAGAGCCCCCUAGGCGUCUCCUCUGUCGGCGCCGGGGGGCCGAUGUGGCGCUGCGCUGGCGGCGUCAGCCCCUUGCUGCGCCUGGGGCCGCAGCCGCCGGACGCGGCGCUGGCCUCGCCCGUCGAGUUGCUCCCGGCAGACGCGGGGUUGUGGCAGCAGCGGCUGCUGGGGGUUGCCGUCGGCCCCGGGUCCCCGCAGCAGCGCAGCUGGAGCGCUCAGCCCGACAGUGGCUCGCAAUGGGGGACUGGGCGUGCCGCAGGCGUGCCGUGCGGCCAGCCGCGCGUGCCGAUGAGCCCCCUGCCGCCGGCGGUGCCGCCGAGCCCGAUGCAGCUGCAGCAGCAACCGACGCAGCGCCACCGCACGCACCGCCUCAACAGCAGCGGCGCCGUGUCCCCAUCGCCUACAUCCUCAGCUUCGCCCGCGACGCAGCUGGUGCUGCCGCCGCCGGUGCUGCUGUCGAUGCAGCCUCCUGCGGCCGCGCGCCCCGCAGAGCACUCACUGCAGCCGCGCUCGGCACCCAUCUUGGAGUUUGCAGAGCCAGCCGGGCAGCACUCGCAGCCGCAGACACAGGCGCAGGGGCAGGCGCGCCAGCAUGUGACGGUGCGCCGCUCGCCACCGUUCUCCCCGGCCAUCUGCGGCGCCACCGUCUCUUCGCCGCCGCAGCCCUGCCCCGGCGACGUGCCGGCGCUGCAGCCGCGCAGCCCCGUGGCCGCUGCGCUGGGUGGGCUGCUGUUUGGCCCUGCUGGCAGCAGCGGCGGCGGUGGGCACUUGGUGACGGCUUGGUCUGCGGGGCGGCCCCCUGCUUGCGAGGCUGCAGUCGCAGCCCACCGUGAUGGCUCUCUGUCCCCACAGCCCGCGCCGCGGGAGGCGGAGCACGCGCACCCGCCGCGCCUGCUGCGCUCGCCCGCGCCGCCGGCGUCACCGUGUGGGCCGCCGCCGCCGUCGCCGGCGCGCCACGGGCGCCUGGCGGGGCGCAGCUUUGCGGCGCCCCCUGUCGGGCAGUCGCUGGACGGGGCUGCCCCCCACGAGCGCUUCUUCAGCCCCAGGGCCGCUGGCCACAGCAUGCCCUCCGCCCCCGGCCCCGCUGGCCGCAGCCUCUGCCCAACGCCGCGCCCCAGCCCCGCCCACGCGGUGUACGCGCCGCUGCCGCCGCCCGCGAGCGCGCUGCUCGGAGCGGCGUUUUUCGGCGCUGUCGGAGAGGGCCCCGCCGCCGUCGACCGUGCCUGGGGCGGCGUGCCGCCGUGUCCCCGUGCGAGCGACUGCAGCGGCGCCCUCCUGGAGCGCGCCGGGGCCGCAGACUGGGACGGCCCCGUAGGCGGCCCGGCGGCUGACGCGCCGCCUCGGGCGCGGCCGCCGCAGCUGCUGAUCACGCGGCCCUGCUGGGGCCUGGAGCACGACCCUGCCGGCGCCGGCGCCGGCGGGAGCGGCGGGGGCGUCCCAACGUUCUCACCUCCGUCGCCGGCGCCGCCGAGCCGCGUGCAGCCGCCGUGCCGCUCGCCGUCGCUGCGGAUGCGGGCACAGUACAUGCAGCCCGCCGCGCGCGUCCCGGCGACACCAACCUCUGGCUGUGGCAACAGGGGCGGCGGCGACGGUGGUGGGGCAAGUGGCGGCGGCAGCAGCAGCAGCAGCAGCGGCGGUGGCGGCGGCGGUGGCGGGCCGUGGCAGGGGCCGCUGGUGGUGGCUUUUGUGGAUUACUGCAGCCGGUACGGUUUUGGCUACGCGCUCGCCUGCGGGACGGUGGGUGUCGCGUUCAAUGACGGCAGCCACAUGCUACUACGCGGCGGCGACGGCGGCAGCGGCGGCGGCAGCGACCUGAUGUAUCUGCCAAGCCACUGCGAGGAGCGGCCUGGCGGCAGCCGCGCGGACGGCGGAUGGCUGGCCCUGCCGCAGGCGCCGUCGGUUGCGCUGCCGCUGCGGCUGGCAAAGAAGCGCGCGCUCGUGGGGCGCUUCGCUGGCUGCCUCACACACGGCCGCGCCUGGCGCGCAGAGGGACUCACGGACGGCAAGGGCAGCGGCAGCCGCAGAGGCAGCAGCAGUGGCGCUGCCCCAAAGGCGGUGCGGCUGAUUCAGCCGGCUGCGGUCAGCGGCAGCGGGGGUUCGUCCCCGACAGACGGCUUUGCCCCUGGCUGCGCGCCCGCGCCGUGCGACGCCGCGGGCGAGGUCGCUCCGGCGCACGUGACGCGCGUCGUGCGGGCGGCGGGGGGCCCCCUGCUCAUGGGCAUCUGCAUGAGCGACGGCUCGCUGCAGGCGGUUUUUGCCGACGGCACGCAGCUGCUGCUCGGCGGGGCUUGCUGCGGGUCACCAGUAGCGGCGCUUCUGCCUGCUGGGGCGGGCGAUUCUUGCUCACGCGACCAGCGGCCCUGA